This is a messenger RNA of Ictalurus furcatus (blue catfish), 2041 nucleotides long. RefSeq names its product myotubularin-like. Gene Ontology annotation, molecular function: phosphatidylinositol-3,5-bisphosphate 3-phosphatase activity. The transcript is spliced from 2 exons. Bases 1577 to 1831 code for a protein of 84 amino acids. The record is from RefSeq and is a predicted model, not a curated record. NCBI's taxonomy places the organism in Eukaryota, Metazoa, Chordata, Actinopteri, Siluriformes, Ictaluridae.
UCCACUGCAGUGUAAGAAAGACAUACUGAAAACAUGUGACUGUAUCUGUAAGAAGGGCUACAAUGAUAACAUGAGGUGAUGAUGCAUUGAUGUCAUUAUCUCAGUUGAUUCAAGCCUCAUACCACCAACGAGUAGCCCAACAAACCCAGCAAUAAAAUAAUUAGGGAUUAACAAAUAUCAGCUGUUUUGGGGUUUGUGCAUGUAUAGAGUUAGCACGGGAUUUAUGUAUAGUAAUGUGACAUGUUGUAGUGGUGAGUUUAUUCGAGCAUCACAUUCUCUUCUCUCCUCUCUUUUCCCCUCCAGGCUAAAGAUGGUGGCUAUGAGAGCGAAAUUUUCUAUCCCAAUGCGGAACUGAAUUUCCUGGAGAUUCCCAACAUCCAUGUGAUGCGGGAGUCUCUGUGCAAGCUGAAGGAGGUGGUCUACCCCACCACAGAAGAACUUCACUGGCACUCUGCCGCCUUAUAGAAUCUGUUUUGCUUCUGUAUGGGGUAAUAAAGUGUAAAAUACAGAUCAUUCACCAUAAUUUAAUAUAAAAAUCAGUUACAAAACACAUAAAAGUCACAACAUCCACUCACCGUGCACUUAAAUAGGAACACCUGCUCAUUUAUACAGUUAUCAGCUAAUCAUGUGGCAGCAGCACAAUGCAUAAAAUCAUGCAAAUACAGGUCAAGAGUUUCAGUUAAAGUUCACAUCAAACAUCAGAAUGGGGAAGGAAUGUGAUGUCAGUGACUUUAACCAUAGCAUAGUUGUUGGAGCCAGAUGGGCUGGUUCAAGUAUUUCAGAAACUGCUGGGAAUUUCACACAGUAGUCUCUAGAAUUUUACACAGCAUGGUGUCAGGAAAAACCCAUAAAAACACUGAGUGAGAGACAGUUCUGUGGGUGGAAACAUCUUGUUGAUAAGAGAGAUCAGAGGAAAGUGACCAGAUUGGUCAGAGCUGCCAGGAAGGAUAUACUGUAGUAACUCAUAUAAUCACUCUUUAUAAGCGUGGUUAGCAGAAAAGCAUCUCAGCAUGCACAACACAUCAAACCAAACCACAGAGAUCACAUUUCCCCCCAUUCUGAUGUUUGAUGUGAGCAUUGUAUGCAUUGUGCUGCUGUCACAUGAUUGGCUGAUUGGAUAACUGCAUAACUAAGCAUUGAUAUACUUAUUACUCAGUAAUUGUUUGAACAGGUAUGCAUGUAGAGAGCAGCAAUGUCUAGCCUUAUUUAAACAGCUCCUCUCCUAAUCGAAGACAUUUCACAAAACAGGAAACAGAAGAACAUAAGAACGCAGAGCAUCUGUUUUGUUUUGUAGUUAGAUAUUAUGCCCUGAACAUACAUUGCGAAUAAUUAUUACAUUUUAAUUGUUAAGUACUUAUUUAAUUCAUUAAUGUCUACAUGUUGUUCUAGACAACUAUUUGUGAUACCUUGUUUGUGAACCCUUGUGUGUUGUGUUUUACUCAGUCAGUGAAGUGAUGGUUGUUUGACCUGACUGUGUGUGUGUGUGUGUGUGUGUGUGUGUGUGUGUAGCUGUUAUUAGCAGGUGCAGUGCGUAUAUAAUGGUAUAGCAGAUAAGGUUGAAUGUAGUAAGAGCUCGAUGGUGGUGCGCUGCAGUGACGGCUGGGACGGUACGGCUCAGCUCACCUCUCUGGCCAUGCUGAUGCUGGACUCGCACUACCGCACACUCAGGGGCUUCCAGGUACUGAUCGAGAAGGAGUGGAUCAGCUUCGGACACAAGCUGGCCUCGCGUGUCGGCCUUGGAGAUGAGAAUCACGCCAACUCGGAACGAUCCCCUCUCUUUGUGCAGUUCAUCGACUGUGUGUGGCAGAUGAUGAGACAGGUCAGCUACUGAUGCUUUACACCACAACACUGUUGAAUUCUCCAAUCUAAUUGGUCAGAAGGUGUUGGCGACAUUUCUGUAACAGCAAGAUUCUGAUUCCAGCUGCAAGGGAAAUUACAGCUUUAUAGUGAUGUUCGUGUUUCUAUAGUAACAGCUCAUUGACAGGGUCUAGUAUGGUGUACGCAAUACAUAGUCUAAGCUUAAUCGUAAACAUAUUAUAAA